GUUUGCAUUUCUAUGGUUUGUAUCUUACAAACCAGUUCACUGUGUUGGCUCAACACGCAUAAGCGAACUGUCUUGUCUUAACGGGCCCGACGUCUCGUAGGGCAUCUAGACUUAGACAAGGAACUAGCCCGGCAAAAUAUUGGUUGCUUCCACCAGUAUGUUAAUUGAGAAUCGGCUUAGAAAUCUGGCUUCAGUCGUGGGUGUCAUACUGGUUUGAGUUGAGCUCGUCGGCUACUUAAAUAAGCAGCGGCCUCCUCGAAUACUGGAAUGUUUCUGCUGAUACCCUCAAUUGUCCUCCUUUUCCAGUGGAGUUUUAUCCUUUCGGCUACCUUCCUUUGUAGAGAUCCCCGAACGCGGUGUCGAAAAUGGAGUCUGCUUUGUUCGGCAGCCUGGUGCAAGUCGAAUCACAAAACAGUCGGCUCCCAAGCCACCCUGAGAAGGCAGUUCAUCGUAAUCGUUCUAAUGUCUCUGGUGGUGAUCCUAUUGAGCUCACAAAUGUCUCCCGACCAACUAUGGCAUUUUCGGGAGCGACUGCUCUUGAUCUUGGAAUGAGUCGAUCUGCAAGUCUAUCUGACGACAUGGGUGCCGUCGAAGUCCUCCCAAGCAUUUUCGACUCCAAGGGUAAUAAACUUCGACUUGCUGCUUGUUGCAGUAUGGGAUUCUUGGGCGGCCUCAACGACUCGGCAGCUGGCGCUUUGAUUCCUUACAUGGAAACUCACUAUGGCAUUGGGUAUGGCGUCGUCUCUCUUAUCUUUGUCGGCGUUGCAUUGGGCUUCAUCAUGGCAGCACCUUGCGUCGCUAGCCUACAGAACCGCUUAGGCCUAGCAAAAGUGUUUGGGUUAGGCGAGCUGCUCUUCAUCGCUGGCUACAUUCCCAUCGCAGCAACAGCGCCCAUCCCUGUGAUUGUCAUCUCCUUCUUUAUAGUUGGCUUUGGAUGUGCGACCAACCUCGCCGUCUAUAAUGUCUGGCUUGCCAAUCACAAAGAAGCAGCCACUGCUCUAGGCUUUGUGCACGGCAUGUAUGGCGUAGGCGGCAUCGUUGGCCCGUUGAUUGCGACAAGCAUGGUUUCUAACGGCGUGCUUUGGAGCCGAUUCUACCUAGUAACUAUGGGUGUUGCAGCUCUUAACAUGGCAUUCACUAUCUUGACAUUUUGGAAGUAUGAACAAGAGACUUAUAUCCCGCAAACAGCCGCAGAAACCUCCCCAGCUGGAGCUCAACAGCUGUCCGCUAUGUUAUUGGCUUUCAAGACCAGAGUUGUCCUCGUCGGGGCCAUGUUCAUAUUUGCUUACCAAGGCGCAGAAGUUUCAAUAUCAGGCUGGGUCAUUUCGUUUUUAAUAGCUUCAAGAAAUGGGGAACCAUCCCGAGUCGGUUAUGUCACAUCUGGUUUUUGGGCAGGCAUCACUCUAGGGCGGUUCUUCCUUUCGCCUCUGGGGCCUCGGAUUGGCGAGAAAAGAUUCGUUUACGGGCUCGUCGUCGGCUCUGCUAUCUUUGAACUCCUUGUUUGGCUUGUACCGAACGUCGUCGGAGACGCAGUUGCUGUGGCCAUUGUCGGCCUGCUCCUAGGCCCAAUAUACCCCGCUGCCGCCGUGGUUUUCACCAGAAAUUUGUCCAAAAAGGAGCAAGCAAGUGGACUGGCUGUGAUCAGUGCAUUCGGGAGUUCGGGAGGUGCUAUUGCUCCAUUCACAACUGGAAUAUUGGCCCAGGUUGUCGGGACUUUUGUGCUCCAUCCUAUUGCGAUUGGUCUAUUUGCAGUCAUGAUCUUGUGCUGGUACUGUAUCCCAACGCCACGGAAAAGAGCAGAGUAAUUUCAGACGACCUUUGUUUUUAUUCUUCGAUCGAGAAAUCAAACAUUUCUAUGCAGCCUUUGGAUUGCUGAGUGAUUGUUCUUCUACCUCCUUCGCUUCGGUACAUAUAACCGAAGAGAUACACACCAAGAGUCCCAUUUUCUACAUAUGUCGGUAACAGGCAUAUGUUAAAAAUCCACCUUGACUCGGAAGUUGUCAUUUUCAUGACCACGUAUUGGAGCCGCACUGAAAUUAGUGGAGUCAGUACAUAUGUAAUUGUGGGUACCAAAUAGCACUUAAUAGCCACGAAUUAGCGCUUGG
This is a messenger RNA of Truncatella angustata, 2105 nucleotides long. RefSeq names its product major facilitator superfamily domain-containing protein. Gene Ontology annotation, biological process: transmembrane transport. The transcript has 2 exons. The coding region runs from base 366 to 1805 and encodes 479 amino acids. NCBI's taxonomy places the organism in Eukaryota, Fungi, Ascomycota, Sordariomycetes, Amphisphaeriales, Sporocadaceae. Gene Ontology annotation, molecular function: transmembrane transporter activity. Gene Ontology annotation, cellular component: membrane. The record is from RefSeq and is a predicted model, not a curated record.